This is a messenger RNA of Vanderwaltozyma polyspora DSM 70294, 390 nucleotides long. It is a transcript of the gene MRP17, whose product is annotated as mitochondrial 37S ribosomal protein bS6m. Gene Ontology annotation, cellular component: ribosome; mitochondrial small ribosomal subunit. The record is from RefSeq and is a predicted model, not a curated record. Gene Ontology annotation, molecular function: structural constituent of ribosome; small ribosomal subunit rRNA binding. Bases 1 to 390 code for a protein of 129 amino acids. The transcript has a single exon. Gene Ontology annotation, biological process: translation. Lineage: Eukaryota; Fungi; Ascomycota; Saccharomycetes; Saccharomycetales; Saccharomycetaceae.
AUGCUAUAUGAGUUGAUUGGUAUUGUUCGUGUGAUGAACCCUGUUGUGGCGAAUAAAGAAGCAAAAGAAUUAGCAACUACUAUUGGAAAAUUAAUUAUUAAUAACAGAGGUGUUGUAAGAAAAAUAUCACCAAUGGGAACUAGCCCAUUACCAAAGAUUAUCAAAAAAGAUGAGGAACAACAUUUUCAAGGUUAUCAAUUUAUGAUGUUAUUUGAUGCUUCUGUUGGUGUUCAAUCUGAAAUUUUAAGAACACUAAAAAAUGAUCCCCGUGUUAUUAGAUCAUCAAUAAUUAAAGUAGAUACAACAAAAGAAUUAGAUGUUGCACCAUCAAUUGAUAGAGCAGCAGGGUAUAAAACGAUCCUAGAGAAGAGUAAUAUGAAAAUUCAAUGA